GCAAGCCAUGGCGACCUCAGAUCCAAUGGCCACUUCCAACCCUCCUCAGACCAGCCAAUCCACCAACGAUCCAAAUGACGAAACACCGACCCAUCUCAGCAGCAUUCCCGAUCCAGGUCCGCAUAUUAACGGCCACCUCGUUGCAACGGGCAUAUGGAGCGAUGGUAAGAGGAAGAUGUAUGUCCAUGCUUCAGGAAAAAGCACCAUGAACCACGCUUGCAUUUCCUACUAUCCAUGCCGAAAUGCCGCGGUGGUUCGUAGGAACGGCGACGACAGAUCACCUUCAACCUGCGAACAGGAGCACGGUUGGGUUAGAAACGUACAUGUUCUCAACCAGAUCUGUACUGGGACAGGCGUCACCAUCAAGCCAACGCAGGCACAGACGUUCGAUCAUUGGCGAGGCGAGGUGCUAGACCAGUUGCGCAACAAUCCUGGAUUCACUGAUUACCUCUCUCUCUUAUCAUGGACGGGCUGGGAGGCGGUGGACGGGGAUUACAGGCUGUAUUUCAUGACCCAUGAGAGGUCGGCGGUCAAUGGGAACUGGAACAUGUGUGUUGGUCGGGACAGGAAUAAUCCUAGGAUCUUCAAGCUGGACAGGAUGGCGAAGCAGGCGAAGUUGUGA
Molecule: messenger RNA, 622 nt
Organism: Mytilinidion resinicola
Lineage: Eukaryota; Fungi; Ascomycota; Dothideomycetes; Mytilinidiales; Mytilinidiaceae
Exons: 2
Coding region: 8-622 (204 amino acids)
Source: RefSeq, a predicted model, not a curated record